Molecule: messenger RNA, 5800 nt
Organism: Mastomys coucha (southern multimammate mouse)
Lineage: Eukaryota; Metazoa; Chordata; Mammalia; Rodentia; Muridae
Product: protein transport protein Sec16B
Exons: 35
Coding region: 1582-4749 (1055 amino acids)
Biological process (GO): autophagy; COPII vesicle coat assembly; Golgi organization
Cellular component (GO): ER to Golgi transport vesicle membrane; endoplasmic reticulum exit site
Source: RefSeq, a predicted model, not a curated record
UUCUGGUUCAUGUCACUUUAACCACACAUGCUUCUUAGUGUUAUGUUAGAAUGUCUUCCCUCCACUUAGGAAAAGGGUUUUCUGUAAACAGCAGGCAGCAGCCUCCUACCAUACGUCUCGGGCUUACCACAUCUCUUGAUUGCGGCAGGGACCGCAACGAGUGAUUGACUUACAUAAUGGAGAGAUACAAUUGAUUAUCCACUGUCUCCAGAAGAGCUAUAGUCCCAACCCUACCAUGCUUUACUGAGGCUGCUGAAGAUGCCGGCAAACAUGCGCAACCACGAUACUCCAAAGCAUUGGCCAUAGUGUCUCCAUCUUUACUCAGUGGUUUAGCAAUAAGUGGGUAGAUUGAAUAACUUCCUCAACUCAUCUAAGACUUUCUCAGAGAAAGGAAAUAUUAGCAGCUGCCGCCAUACAUCCUUUAUGACCUUUAUCAAUCUAUACAGAUGACUAGGGGCAUGUUGCCUGCCAACUGUGACAAAUGAGGACUUGGCACGGAGCGGUGAGCAAGCGGUGGCAGUGUGGCUUCUGUUCCCAAGGUUUAUAUCCUGAAGUCGUGUCCAGAGUUCCUGGUAUUUGCAGAGUUCAUAAACCAUGUGUUUACAGGAUCUCUUGUGGCCCAGGUCGCUCUGGAGUAAGGCUCACUUACUGGUCUUCCUGCUGACAUCUCCCUCCGUGCUGUUCUGACCCUGUGUUCUUCGCGUACAUCGACUCUUCUUUCUUCGUUUCUCACCUAAACUGUUGCCACGCACACUUUGCGUGACAGCAGUUUAUGAGGCAAAAGCUUCAAGGAAGCUGUCUCCUGCAACCCCUAACUCGGAGGUAGCCCAGGGGGAAUAAAAGCAACGCAUAAACAGAUGAAUAUCAUCUGCCACAAUCGCAUGUCUCUUGAGAGCUCCUCCUGACUCACUGUUGGCUUUGGACUCCUCCGGCAAGCGUUCCCAAAGGCCCAACUCACCAACGCACCAUGGCCCAACAUGCUUCUCCCAGGAAAACUCUUGAUCAGGGACAUCAGCAUCCACAGUCAGCAAUCCAGGACUGUAGUUCUUCUUCUGGACACCAGUCCACUGUUGGAUGUACAGUUGGCAAGGACUUUCUUCCGUCUUGUGAGGUUGCCUGUUUACUUCACAGCUUCUUUUGCUGUAUAAAAGUUUAAGAAAUUUAAAAGUCACGGGCCCAUGGAGGCUAGAAGAGUAUGCUGGAUGUCCUGGAGUUAGAUCUCCAACUGUGAGCUGCUCACCGUGGUGCUAGCAACUAAAUUCCAGUCCCCUUCAAGUGGCCUGAGUUCCUGGACCAUCUCUCCAGUCCCAUCAAUUUCCAAUUCUUUGGAACUUCGAUACGCUCCACAAAGAUUAAGAUGGGAAAUUCCCCGAGAUGGCUCAGCGGUGCCUCUUCCCAGAGAGAGCAAAAGCAUUGGUGCAGCCACUGGUGAGCCAGUCCUCAUGGCCUAGCAUGGGAAGGAACCGCUGUCUUAAGCCUGAGACUUGGUAGGUGCUGGGAAAGAAAGUCUCCAGGCUGAGGAAAUUAAAAUAACUACAUAACAGUCUCAAGACCCAAGGGGAAAAAAUCAAAGGGUCAGAGAUGGAACCUUGGGUGCCCCAGACACAAGGAAGGACCACCAGACCAUCAAGGGAUGCAAAUAGCGGACCUCAGAGUGGACAUUAUAGAUCCCGCCCACAUCCUCAGUACGGUGGAGAUAAGUAUCACCAAUGGCAAGAUGCCCACACGAACUCAAAGUCACAGCAGGAGCCCAGGGAUGACCACCAACAGCCUCACUAUGUACCCAGGAGUGGGGAGUGGUCCCAGCCUGUGUCUGGAGCUGACUACUUGAAAGGAUCGUACCCCAGUCACCUGUACUCAAGGUCAGGCUAUGGGGACCCCUAUCAGAGAUACCACACUCCAACACCGAGAGACGAAUAUGGUUAUGGUAAUUACUACUACCACGGACAUCCACAGCUGUUGCCAGAAGAAAGAGUGGCAAGGCAAGGGAGUCCUUAUAUCUGGCAUGAAGAUCAUGGAGACCAGAGGUACUUCAGUGAGCAUCAUCGGGAGAAGCGCAGUAGGACCUUUGGAGCGAACAGUGAGACCCAGUUCCAACUUACCAGUAAGAAUCCAUACAGAGACAGCCCUGCUUCUAUGUCUGGACAGGAGCCGCCUGGGGAAUUCUUUCCAGAGAGUGAAGCCCAGAAACAAAGGUCAUUGCUGACCAGCAAAUCCAACCUUCUCCAGCAGCAUGAGUCUGGGCUCAGCUCUAGCAGCUAUGAGCUCAGUCAGUACAUGGCAGCUGCUCCCGAGGAGUAUGAACCUAUGGUGUCGGCCGCAUGGAGGCCUAUUCAGGCUGAUGACACCUCAGCGACUGUUCCCAAGGCACCCAUGAGGUUCUUCUAUGUUCCCCACGUGUCUGUGAGCUUUGGGCCAGGAAGCCAGCUAGUAUGUGUGUCCCCCAACUCUCCAGCUGAUGGACAAACGGCCCUUGUUGAAGUGCAUAGCAUGGAGGUUAUACUUAAUGAUUUUGAGGAUCAGGAGGAGAUGAGAGCUUUCCCAGGGCCCCUUAUUAGGGAAGACAUCCACAAGGUGGACAUCAUGACGUUUUGUCAGCAGAAAGCAGCUCAGUGUCUCAAAUCUGAGGCACCAGGGAGCAGGGACUCAGCUCUGCUUUGGCAACUGCUGGUUCUCCUUUGUCGACAGAACGGGUCCAUGGUGGGGUCUGACAUCGCUGAGCUGCUGAUGCAGGACUGCAAGAAGCUGGAGAAGUAUAAGAGGCAGCCCCCUGUAGCCAAUCUCAUCAACCUGACUGAUGAGGACUGGCCCGUGCCGAGCUCUGGGACUCGCAACCUGCUCACUGGGGAGAUUGCCCCCAGUGUAGAUACACCGGCGCAGAUCGUGGAGAAGUUCACCAAGCUGCUCUACUAUGGAAGGAAGAAGGAGGCCUUGGAAUGGGCUAUGAAGAACCACUUGUGGGGCCACGCCUUGUUCCUAGCCAGUAAGAUGGACCCGAGGACCUACAACUGGGUCAUGAGUGGUUUCACUAGCACGCUGGCGCUCAAUGACCCUCUGCAGACCCUCUUCCAGCUCAUGUCAGGAAGGAUUCCACAAGCAGCCACGUGUUGUGGAGACAAACAGUGGGGAGACUGGCGGCCCCACUUGGCUGUGAUCCUGUCAAAUCAGGCUGGAGACACAGAGUUGUACCAGCGAGCGAUUGUCAGCAUGGGGGAUACCCUGGCUGGAAAAGGGCUUGUGGAGGCAUCCCACUUCUGCUAUCUCAUGGCUCACGUGCCCUUCGGCCACUAUACGGUGAAGACCGACCACCUGGCCUUGGUGGGCAGUAACCACAGUCAGGAGUUUUUGAAAUUUGCAACAAUCGAGGCUAUCCAGCGGACGGAAAUCUUCGAGUACUGCCAGAUGCUGGGCCGUCCCAAAUCCUUCAUCCCUUCUUUCCAGGUGUAUAAGCUCCUUUAUGCUUCCCGUCUGGCAGAUUAUGGCCUGGCAUCCCAGGCCUUGCAUUACUGUGAAGCCAUUGGUGCAGCUGUCUUGAGCCAGGAAGGGAGCAGUCACCCUGUGCUAUUAGCGGAGCUCAUCAAGCUCGCAGAGAAACUGAAGCUGUCAGAUCCCCUGGUUUUAGAAAGACGCCGCGGGGACCUGGAACCAGAUUGGCUUGUGCAACUGCGGAGGAAGCACAAGGACCUGGAGCAGAAUAGAACAGGAACCCUCAGAGAUCCUGCUUCGACUUCUUCGGAUAUUUAUGGAGUGGGAGGAACAACAGACAUCCCCUAUCCCGAUCUCUCCGGCCAUCAAAACUACUCAGAAGAUUCUGAGUACAGCUCCCCCUUGUGGCCAACCCCUGAGCGGACAAGCCUGAGCAAUCCCAUCACACAGCAGCCUUUCUCCCUGCAGCGAGAUACCUACGCAGAGGCAGAUGGUUCAGGACAUAUGGGAACCCCAGUGCCUCUUUACUCAGUUCCUGCAACCCACUUAUCAGCGACUAGUGGAGCCAGUGGAAGCAGUGUGGCAGUGACGGGGGCUCCUGGAGGAAGGGUUGGAGAGGAAAUGCUGUGGACUCAUCCUGCCUUAGGAGAGAACAGAAUGCCUCAAGAGCCCUUGCAAGAUCCUGAUGGUCUAGAAGUCAUUUCCAGUCCUCAGACACCACCGGCUCCCAGGGCUCCAAGUUUUUCCGAGGAUUCUGCCAUUUCAGCCAAGGAGGAUGAGGAGGGGUCUUCUGAUGGGGCAGACAAACCAUCUCACUCUGAUGCUUCACAGAAGAGAAAGCUGGGAGACGAGAAGAAUACAAAGAGCUCUGGAUUCGGCUGGUUCAGCUGGUUCCGAUCAAAGCCUGCUAGCAGUGUGUCCACCUCUGGAGAUGAAGACUCUGCGGACAGUUCUGACUCAGAGGAGUCUUCCAGAGCAUCACCUCCUCACCAUGCUGGCCUGGGCCUCUCACCGACACCUCCUCUCCCAUCCCCAUCUCUGCCAGGCACUGGCACCUUCUCGAGAGGCACAGGUGGGAGUAGUCUCCAAGGAUCCUCAAACAGUAGUGGAAUCGCAGAAGGCGUGGGGCUUGGUGGCUUCUCGGGGCCACAGGGUGUUUCUUCUGAGUUCUACUUCCAGCCUGGUACCCUGCCUCCUCCACCUACCUUGCAAGGUGCCGUUCCUCUCUUCAACCCAUCUCAGGUCCCUCAGCUUCCCACUGCUAGUAGCCUGAACCGGCCAAACCGCCUAGCCCAGCGCCGCUACCCAACCCAACCAUGCUGAGAGUGACCAUCUGUCCCAGGUCCAUGAGGAUGACCAUCUACCCAUUCUGGGCUCAUCUUCUGGAGCACAGCUUUCCUGUUGCUUUCUACCUCUCAGUGUCCACCUCACCUCAUCAUAUUCAGACCCUUGUUGUGAGCCUGCUGCACAGGGUGCACCUGAAGAUAAAAGACAGGCUCUCCCUAGACAACAGCUUGGUUGAGUCUUCCUUCAGCUUAGCUUGAGAGUGACAGGAAUCGUCUCAUCAGAUGGAGGAAUGGGGCCAGCAUCACGGCAGCAGACCUGAGGCAGAAGCUUCAGAACCUUAGGAAAGUGAGGGCUCCGAGAAUCCCAUGGUGAAAGCAGAAGACACCAUGGGGCUAUGCAGCAGGAGCUCAGAGCAACAUCCCAGAAUAACUUGGACUCCCUCCUUAGACUCGCUUAAAGACCAGUUUAUGGCUCUUGUUAGCAAAGUUUUUACAUUGAAUUUGAUUAUCUCUGCCCUUCAGUGAUUCCCUUUUCAAUGACAUUUCAGCAAUUUUCCUCCCAGUCCUAGUUUUGUGCACAUUUUCUAUGUGGUUCAGACUAAUUAUAUUUCUCUCACUUUCUUAGCGGGUCCAAUUUUUUUUUCACAUUCUGACAUCUGGCUAUCAAGUUAGAUUGCUGUAGGCAUCAUAUCGUCAUGGUAACUACUGAACCUAAUGAUGCAGAUGGAUGGAACAUCAGUAUAAUAAAUAAUGGAAAAUGAUUCCUAAAACGUCAUCCUUUCCUUAAGAGGGGAGGAAUGAGUGCCUCAUAUGGCUAAUAUCUUCCUUCCUACCUCAGGCCUUUGCAAAUUGGUAUUCUAUGAGGGUCACUGGGGCCCCACGGGGGAGGGAGAUAUCUUGGAAAUUUCCAUUUUUUUUCCUUUCAAACCUCAAAUAGAAAUGAUUCUUGCUGUUUGUCAGAUUUGCUUAAAAUUGCUCCUCACAAGGAACAUUUUUUUGUAUGUGUAAUUGUACAUAAAAGUUUUGUACUUUAAUGUACUAUGGUUCUGAUGUUGAUAGCGAUUAAAUCCAGAUAAUUUUAUAGCAAA